Bactrocera oleae (olive fruit fly) is the source of this 7513-nucleotide messenger RNA. It is a transcript of the gene tacc, whose product is annotated as transforming acidic coiled-coil protein. Gene Ontology annotation, biological process: cerebral cortex development; mitotic spindle organization; cell population proliferation. Gene Ontology annotation, cellular component: cytoplasm. The record is from RefSeq and is a predicted model, not a curated record. NCBI's taxonomy places the organism in Eukaryota, Metazoa, Arthropoda, Insecta, Diptera, Tephritidae.
ACAUUUCAAUAAAUUUUUACGUUGGCGUUAUAUUUUUCUGGUUUCGUAUGUAAAAAUUAUUUAUUAUUGUGAAAAGUUAAACAAAUUAUAUAAAACAAUUAAGAAUUUUAGCCAGCUGACGCAGCCAAAUAAGAAGUGCUUUUUACAAGUGUGAAACUAUCAUGUAUAUUACCAUAUCUAAGGUACCAGUCAUGAUACGUGUCGUACCGAAGAGGUAUGACUGCUAUAUGUGUGGGUUUCUGGAGGCUAAAUAUAUAUAACAUGUAUAUUAAAAAAUUUUGAAAAUUCUAACAGUGAUAAACAAUAACUCAAAUUAGAAUAUUCGAUCCGGACAUCCGAAUAAUUGCUUAAGUAACUACUAAUCAUAUAUUCAUAAAAUCCGGAUUUCAUCUGUAUCAACCGUUAAUAUCGAUGGAUUUACGGUUAUUCGGAUAUGCGGAUAAUAGAUUUGUCCUGCCAUAAGUUCUGUUACAAAUUCAAGCUUUGAAAAAAAAUAAACUAUGAUACAUUUUGUAAUAAAGUUAAUUUUAUUUAAUAUAAUACAUGUAUUAAAUGAGCGAUGUGCGAAAUUGUAUAAAUUGCUUCAAACACAAGAGGACCAGUUGACCGAUGGUAGGUUUUCAUGUGGAGAUCAACUCGAAGAAGUCUUGACAUUGAUCUGGUCGAUGUACAUACUUAUGUAUCCAUUUCCCCUGACAUAGUUUUCUGCUUUCUAAGGGGACUUCUGCGCAAGCGUUCACCAACAGUUUUUUUUUUUUGCUGAAUUAGUUCGAACCACGAGUAGACGACCACUUCUUUUUUGCGAAUUUAUCCUCGCUAAAUGCAUUGUAAACUUUGUAACAGAAUUUAUUGUUACAAAACUAAUUAUAACCUACUUGCAACUUUUGUGCUUGUUGCUAUUAUUUGUAAAGGCACUGUAUUUUCUUUAAAUUUAUGUUAUUUUUAUUUAGACAUUGAAUCAGUUGAGAACUAUUAGCGAGUCACAUCCAAAAAUCAGUAACAUAUGUACAUGCAUACAUCAAUUAUAUUGAGUAGUUGAAAGCAAACAAUGAGUUCCCCUGCUAUUGCAACCUUUCUGCCUAAAUUAAAAUACACUUUCGUAUAUUUAAAGCUCAAUUAAAAAUUGCUUACUGCCUUAAUAAGAGAAAAAUAAAUAAGCAUCUAUUUUAUUAUCUUCAAUUUGUAGAACUGUGCAUUCGUAAAUUAAUUAAUUAGCCAAUUUUCGAACAUUAGACAAACCCUUUUUCAUUCGAAACGAAUAUUCACAUGCCGAAUUCGCGAAUAAAAAUGAAUGAAUGAACUUACGAAGCAGUGCUGAUAAUAAAAUUUAACGGCAAACAUGAACGGUGGAAACACAAUCGAGGCAACUACAACAAAUUAGUCUCACUGAUCUGGUUGCCGAUCAACACCGCGACGUGAUCGUACAUAAACAUUAGACAAGUGUUGUUAUUGCGAGAAAGAAAACUGAAUGAGCUAAAGAUCAACCAAGAGCAGCACAAAUUAAAAAAAAGGAAAUCGUGGAAAAUCUCAAAUCAAUUUUGAACAUUCAUACGAACAUACACAACUGAGGUGAAGAUGCUUGUUGAUCGUAAUUAUCGCACGACAACGGCGCAAUCAAUAACUCAGACAAAGCAGCUGGCGAACGCCCGCACUUGCGCGCAACAGGAACAGCCUCCUCGAACAUCUCUCGAAUAGUUCGCUUGUCUGCUUACGUUCAAUUGUGGUCGCGCUGUUCAGAUCGUCGCAUAUAAUUGUGUUUACUCGAGUCCAAACUACACACAUCCAUACAUAGGUACAUGUACGAGCAUACAAAAAUACUCUGAAUACUUUCGUUGAGCUCGCAGAAAAGAAGCAACACUAUAAUUUUCAAAAAUUGAUAUUUCUGUUUGAAGCAACGAACUGAAAAAAUAAAUAAUUAUAUGAAAAUAAAGUAAUUUGGAUUUAUUUAAAAAAAAGUAAAAGUGUUGCCGAUGAUCGCGACAAAAAUUUAGACAAAGUUAAUGGUGCAUGCAGCAGUGAUCCCCGAAAUAUUUUUUAAUUACGUGAUUCUUUAACCUUUUUUGUCGUAAAAACGAGAAUUUCGGCGAGCAAUUUUGGUGCCAUACGUGGGCGUGGCGCCACGCACUACCGGCGCAAUUGACGUGAAUCAAUCGUGCGUGUUAAAUGAUUUUGGCAAAGCAAAAAAUAAUAAUAAUUAAAUAAACAACAAAAACAAACAUACAUCUGUUACUUUCCACCCGCUUUACAAAAUAAAAAAGCAUUCAGCAAACUUUUAAGUUGUCACAAACUAGCGAAAUCAAACUCAAGCGCUUCUACUAUAAAAAUUCGCCACCACAUACAAUGGAGUUCAUUUCCAAUCUUAUAAAACGACCAAUAAGUUUGGUACGCAGCGAUUCGCUACCGCCAACGUCAAACGAGCCAGGACCAGCAACAAGUCAUUCAUGUCCCAUUACACCACAACACACGUCGUCACCAUCACACUCGCCAUUAUUGGCCUUUGAUCGUGACAGCACGCCGGAUCCACUACAACAACAUUUAGUCAAUUCGCUGGUGGUGGCAUCCAAUAUAAUGGACGCAAUGAAUGAACAAGACGAAUUUCGUCCCAUUGCCGUUGCAGCAACAACGCGCGCCUCUCCGCCAAUUAGUCAAUCGCCUACACAGGCACAUUCUUUACAAGCAAGCACCAGUAGCAAUGGCAGUGCUGAAGGCAACAUGAAUCCACCGUCUAACAGCGUUGGCAACACAAUCGAGGAGUUGCUCGUACAAAUCAAUGACAAUUUGAGCAAACAAGCUGAUUUACAUACUGCCGCUGCACUGAGUCAGCAUCAUUUGCCGAAUCGGCCAUUAUCAUUAUCACCAACAGCAUUGACGCAGGCAUUGACGACUGAGUACAACGCUGUUUGCUCGAAAAACGCAAAUCUCAAAGCCACGCCCACAACGCAAUCCACAGAGUCAUUGCCUUCAUCGCCACUAAAAUCAGCUGCUAUGGCACCUGUGGCUGAUAGCGUUUCUACGACAACUAUUAAAGCGAGCGAACCUGAGCCGAAAGCUGGGACUUUCGGUGGACUCUCUCCAGUGUCGCUUAAAACAGGUGCUCAUGUAGAUAUUAAAUGUGAUGCAGCAAGCGAUUUAAAUGAGACAAAAAUGCCAGAAAUGCGCACCGCGCUUAAUCUGUAUGCGGAAGAUCGCGCAAAACUAACUUUUGAAGACGGUCUUAUACCAACAUUAACAGCAGCCAUAAAUGAGCAUGAAAAACAUGAUGGUAAUCUUGAAAAAGAUGACUCAAAUUCGGUUCAACACCUGCAGGUAAAACUUGAACCGGACACCGCUGCCUCAUCGGACAAUGAAACCUUCACGGAAUGUCAGUCCUACCAAAUCGGGUCUGCUAACGAUUAUGGUUUUAUAGCGGAUGAAUAUAGUUUUGAGAAUUCAGAAAUCGAGUCAUACUUUAGUGCUGCUAACUCAAGAAAUGCUACACUCACUACAGGUGAAGCAGAUCCUUUAAGUGUCACUAUAAAUAAAACGUCAGAACAGGAUGAGAGUGACCAAGGUCAGUUGCAAUCACUGCUCUCAGCUAUGAGUGGUGAGGAUUUGUUAGCGCAAAAUACGCAUCCGUUAGAUGUAACCUUUAACGAAGAACCAAUGGACAUAGAUGAGAGUUUUACUGACAUAAAACAAAAUAUAAGCGUUGAAGGAUGCCAGUUGUCUACAACUAAUGUCUUAGUUGAUAAUGAGUCAACUUCGAAAACAACAGAGCCUAAAGAUGUUGUCACUAAUGCCGAAGAGACUGAGUGUAAGCAAGUAAAUUUUAUUAGAAACGAACCUGCACCCAAAGAUGUUGCGUUGCCUCAGCCCGAGUUAGAAAUUGCACAAACAAAACUUGAGGUGUCUCUAAACAAAAGUAUCGAAAUACCUACAUCAACAACGCAAAAUACUAAUUAUGAGCAUAACAAUCUAGAUAGCAGCAGUACUGAAACAGCUUCGGAAGUAACAGCCAAUCUUACACAAGCAACAAUUGGUUCGACAUCACCAACUUCGAUUCAUUCGGCAAAUACCAGUUUACAUCCCAUCGAAGAAGAGUUAUUGAAAUAUAAAUUUCAAGGGAAACAAGAAAUCGGUAACUCCUGGACUGGUUCGCAAAAUGCACUGGAUCUAACAGUGGAUAUAGACUCAUCAACGCAUAGCAAUAAAAGUUCAGCUACCUCACCAAGUUUCCCUAUAAAACAUAAGGGCAACUCACUCAAACAAUUUCCACGCUCGCCCACUGCGGCCGUGCCAAAAAAUAUGACAUUCUUAGAAAAAUCCGAAUACACUGAGCGUAUUGAAAUCGAACGUAAAAAAUCGACAGUCAGUGAGCCGAAGCUGGAGCUAUUUGGUUCACGAAAAACAUCGACGGUCGACGAAACAUCAGCACAGCAUACAAAAUCGGAAAGUCUUGCUGCAAGCAUUACUAGCACUACGGUAUGUCCAAAUGAGCCUAUUAAUGAUGAAAUUGUGUCAAAAAAAGUAAAUGGCGACACAGCAACGGAUACAGUUGCUCUUUUAGAAAGUGUUUCUUCAAUGGACAGUUUAGAUAAACGUCGUACAUAUAAUGUAUCACCUCAAGUGACACCUUCCAGGGAAAUAGAGAGCGUGACAGAAACAUGUGUGAACGAUCACGAUAAACGACGCACCUUUAAUAUGCCUGCAGCGCCACAAGCACCAAGUAUCGUUGCACAAAAAUAUGAAAAAGAUGAGGACAAACCACGUAUCUUUAAUAUGCCUGCAAUGACACAGGAAACAGACGUUACUACUCAAAAACCAGAGAGUGAGAGCAGUAAUCGACGAACAUUUAAUAUUUUAGGCUCAGAAGAUAUAGUAGCAGAGAAAUCUUCAAGCGAAAAUAAUUCUGAUGCAACUAAGAGGCCUCGUACUUACAUUGUAUCUGAACCAACAUUUCCGAUGGGACCAAAUACUGAUGAAAUAAAUGUUCCUAUGGACAUAGACGACACAUUACCUGCAGAGCCAGCAGUAGCGGCUGGCCAAAGCAACACAAUAAAAUCCCGUACACCGAUGCAGUCUCCCACAACAACUGUUUGUAGUUCGCCACCAAUACCAACUCUACAAAAUCGUAUUGGAAACACAAUAACAACAAGCACAUCACCGCCAAUACCGACGCUACAAAAUCGGGCACGAAAUGACCAAAUCCAACUUAUUAUGGAUGAUGAUGCCUUUAAAGUGCCACUACCACCAUCGCCAGCAUCAUCGACGGCAUCACCACCAAUGGCUACCAUACAAAAACGACCAUCUAUCCAUGCGUACAAAAAUACUGAAGAUGUCGUUGAAGCGCUAUCCGCCAAAGAGCAAACCAAACGCGAUGCCAGUGAUGAGAAGGAUGUGUUUGCUGGAAAUUGUACACCCUCGCCCAUGGAAGAGCAACCAUCUUCAACAAGCACUUUUGGUAAUUUCGGCACUCAUUUAAACGUUGAUGUGGACCAGCAAGAAUUUGCAAGUGAGCAAUUUGAGAAUGGAAAUAAUUUAAUUUUGAAUCCAUCCGACUUCGAUUUUCUACUCACAAAAGGCAAUAAUAGCGCGCCAAUUGAUCGCAGUUCAAUUUUACUGAAAUUCGAUCCGUUACUUGGCGUGCCAGUACCUGCAAAUCAAGUGCUACAACAGAAACCAACAAAGCAAACACCACAAAUAUUGCAAAACAUUUUAGGCGAUAAUCUAACUAACUUAAGUCCAACACUCGAAGAGGACGAGCACUUAACAUCAGCGUCCACAUCAUCCAUUAGCAAUAAUCAAUCGUUUGUUGUUGAGACAGAUAAUAAAAGGAAAACUGACGAAGAGGAGAGUGCCAAGUCGAAACAGAACUUGAUUAAGAUUUCGGCAGAGAAACAUCAACGCCAACCACAACCAGCUGUUUUAAAGAAGCAUGCCAGUAUGAGUGUCGACGUGAUUAAGGAUAUGAAUAUCGACAACGAUUCUAACAAAUCUUUUGUGAAUUCAAACUCACAACCCGAUGAAAAACAAAUUAACUACAAAAUGGAUGAACUCGAGAAGAAAAUUAAAAACGAAGUACUCAAAACUGAGGAUAUCGAAAAGAAAUUGAAAGAAGCUGAACAGCGCGAGGAGGCAUUAAUCAAGCGGAUAACGGAAAAAGACAAAACAAUAACAAAAAUGACCGGUGUCAUUGAAGCGUACGAAAAAGCAAUUGCUGAGCUAAUCGCUGAAAAAGAGCAAUUAUUACAAAACUACGAGAAACAGUUGGCGGAGGUCAAGGCGGAUCGCGACUCGAAUUAUCAACAUCUCACGUCACUCGAAACGACAUUUGCUGAUCUGCAUGUCAAAUAUGGCAAAAGUAAGGAAAUGACGCUGCAGCUGAAAGCAGACGAAGAGGCUUUAGUGGUAGAGAAGCGGCAAAUACUGGAAAAUCUGCGACUUCAAGAGCAGCGAUAUGAAAAAAUGAAGAAUCAUGCGAUGCAACAGCUGGAAAUCGCCAACAAAAAGCUCGAAUCACUUAACAAAGAGCACAGUAUCGAAACAACAAAACUGAAAGCACUACUCAAAAAGGAGGAAAUCUCACGUGCCUCUAUCAAUGAGCAAUUACUGCAAAAGUCGAGAGAAAAUGCGGAGCUGGUUAAGAUAUGUGAUGAACUAAUUAAUGGCCAAGGAAGUUAAGUGAUCUCAGCGGUCAACGUCGUCAACGCAGCGACCUAUGUAUAUCAAAUGUUUGGCCGAUGUGCAUAUACUCUCAAUUGAUGUAUGUGUGUUUUGUACUUGUUAUGUAUGAGCUAAGCCCAAAAAGCGUAGCAUUACAUGGCAUUACAAUUACUCGUUAUUAAUAAUUAUUUAGUUGCCUGAUUAUCAAGCAAUGGCCGCAUAGUAUAGUGUAUGCACGCGUACGUAAGUGCGUGAGUGUGACGCUCAAAUGCCUGAUGCGCUUAAGAAAUGCAUUCAUUCAGUUCGCAAUCAUUCACAAACAUUUGUGUGAUUAAUUUAAGAAUUUUUUAUUACAAUAUAAUUUUGUUUUUUAAUUUUCCAUUUACAUUGACAUUCACAAUGAUUCGUAUUGUAUUUCUUUGCCGCAUAUAAGUAAUAAUUGUUAAGUAAUUUUUUUAUGUAAAAAUAUGUAGGCAAAUGAGUUAACAAACCCGCAGGUUACUUGAUGGAAAUCAAUAAACACAGAUAAACAAACAUUUAAACACGAAUAUUUUUACCUCGAAACAUACAUAUGUACGUGCAUGGAAGGAGGCAAACGAAAAAUAUACUAUCAUUACUUGUUGUAAGUUAUGUACUGUAAUUGUAGAUUAUCUUUAACAAUUUGCUUAGUUAUACUGUGAGUGUACUGAUAUGGAUUUCACUUAAAAAAAAACUAACUAACUCUCUUUAAAUCCUCAUAUUUUUUUUAUAAAAAAUCAAAAUGUUUAGAAUUAAUUUUUAUUAAAUUGUAUUAAUUUAUUAAUGUUCAAUUUUCCACCAAACCGCUGCCGAGCCUAAAAUACAUAGCUAACAUUGGAAAAAUUAAAUCGAA